AUGAUUCGAAUUGGAUGUAUAUUUAAUGCUAUUGCAGCAGGAGGUUUCAUGUCACUCGAAUAUGUUAACUCAGUGUAAAUAUUCCAUAACUCUAAAUUUUCAGUCCAAUUUUCUUGGGCAUUGGAUUUUGUUCAAGAAUUAUUCAAGGGGUUGCUACUGGAUUGGUUCGGUUCUGUGGUUGGUUUACUUAUUUCCUCUUUCUUGUCUUAUUUAGUAGGCUAUCAAGGACCAUUCGCCUUUUGCGAAAAGGUGAUGAAGUAAAGGAAAAAAAGUAUGGUUAUGAAUAAAGAAAUGGUUAUUGGAUUUUAAGCAAAUGAUUUCUACUAAAUACAGAAUGAUGACUUCGAAAUUAUGAGAAAUAAUUAAAUAGUAGAAAUUGAACUAUCAGAUAAAAAUGGAAAGAAGUAGAAAGAGGAAACUGUUUUUAAGUUAAGAUCCAAAAUUGAAAGAGUCGACACUGAGAAUGAUCUAGAUGAUAAAUCAAUAAAUGUAGAUAUUGUUAAAGACAUAGAAGAUAGUCCAAGAGCAGAGAGUCUUAUGAAUAAUUCUGGACUGAUCAUUGAUGAUCAAAAUGAUAAGUUAGAGACUAGUAUUCCAAAAGAUAGAGUUCACUAUCUACAUAUAUUAUAGUCUCCACGAGGUCUCAUGGCAUGUCUAGAUAUUAUUUUAUGCUGCUAAAUGUUCACUUUUUGCGACACAAGUCUCCCUUACUAUCUUGAGGAGGAGUUUGGAUUUAAUCCAAGUAUAGUUUGCUUGGUUUUUGUAGCUCAGAGUAUAGCCUUUGUAAUUACUUGCUUAUUUGCGUCUAAACUUACCAAAAGAUUCAAUUUGAUGUUGUGCAUUAUUAUCGCUUAAGUAAUUUAAGGAGUAUCUGCUCAGCUCAUUGGUCCAAACUAAAUGAUUCAAUUGCCAAAGCUCUAUUGGCUUACUAUAUUGGGACUCUUGAUUAACGGAGGUGCCAGUUCUAUGACUAUUAUACCACCAUAUAAAUAACUUGAAAUCGCCUUAUUUGAAUUUAAAGGCAAAAAUUUUGAUCAUGAGGCUAUUAAAGACACUGUCUCUGGUGGCUUUAAUGCUUUGUAUGAUUUAGGAGCUACUACUGGUCCUGUCUUUGGAUAUUAUGUUACAGCUUUGACAGAUUUCACCUUCACAUCUAACCUGCAAGGCUAUUUGCUAUUUUUUGUAUCAUUGAUUUAGCUUUUGUUCUUUUAUAUCCCAGAAAAGCUGGAGGAAAAUAGAAAUAAAGUAAUAAAGAUUAAACCUACUACAAUUGCUUCAGAAUAAAAUUUAAGAGAAUAAGAUAUUAAGCGAUUGUAAUAAAGAAUGAAAGAUUAAAUUGAUCGCUAAAUAAAUAUGACAUAAUGA
Stylonychia lemnae is the source of this 1365-nucleotide messenger RNA. The record is from the annotation of a GenBank genome assembly. NCBI's taxonomy places the organism in Eukaryota, Ciliophora, Spirotrichea, Sporadotrichida, Oxytrichidae.